Molecule: messenger RNA, 3308 nt
Organism: Oryctolagus cuniculus (rabbit)
Lineage: Eukaryota; Metazoa; Chordata; Mammalia; Lagomorpha; Leporidae
Source: RefSeq, a predicted model, not a curated record
UCUUCUGCUUUAAAGAAAUGAAAGUAAGAGGAUAUCUGAAUUAGAGCAACUAUAGAUUUGUGUGUAUCAAAGAUUCAUUGCAUUUUUCAUCUGUUUAUUUGACUUCAAGCAGCAACUACAGAACUGACUCCUAAAUUGUGAGUGUUCCAUACUCCAUCUAAUCAGUUUUGUGUUUUUCUUGGUCCUUUUAUUCUAUUUGAAAACAUUUUGGCUCCUAAUUCACUUUUAUGUUCCUUGAUCAUUAAACACUGUAGAAAUAAGUUUUACAAAGCAAGAGCCCUCUUCUCUGUCUAUGGAGAACCAAUAAUCUGUUCCUCAAGGUCACCAAGGUGGCAGGGAGCUUCCACACCCUCUUUCAACCUUUGUCAAGUCAACUUUCUCGAGAUGACUGUACAAGUGAGUUAUGUUGAUAGCUUCAAUGCUGGUUUCACAUAUUGGCCUAUGGCUGAUAAUCUUUGCUGGGAAAUUAUGUCUAUUGAAAAAAUUUUGUAUUUUCCAUUUAAUACUUUUAAUUAUUUUUGUAUAUGUGAGUGGACUUUAGGAAGUGGACUUAAAUGAAUAUGUAUUUCAUUUUUUAUUUUUUUCUCACAGAAUUUAAUCUGUUUCAAAUUUAUUUUAGGUAACAUCUACUAUCAGCCAAAUAAAUGGAAAGACUAAAUCACUCCAUGGUGUCUGAGUUUAUUUUGCUGGGACUCACGGAGUCUCAUGAGUUACAGAUUUUCUUUUUCUUAUUUUUUUCUCUCAUCUACAUGUUGAUUGUGUUAGGAAACAUCAUCAUUAUCAUCGCAGUGAAACUGGACCCUCAGUUGCAUUCUCCCAUGUACUUCCUACUGGCCAACCUUUCCUUUAUUGAUAUGUCUCUGGCCUCCUUUGCCACUCCUAAGAUGAUCUAUAAUUUAAUCAGCAAAUAUAAGACAAUUUCCUAUGAAGGCUGCAUGGCACAGAUGUUUUUCCUUCACCUUUUAGGUGGAAGUGAGAUGAUGCUACUUGUAGCCAUGGCAAUUGAUAGAUAUAUUGCCAUAUGCAAACCCCUCCACUACAAAAAUAUUAUGAGUUCUCGUGUUUGUGUCGGGCUUGCACUUCUCUCCUGGACCACUGGCUUUGUGCACACCAUGAGUCAAAUGGUUUUCACAGUGACUUUGCCAUUCUGUGGUCCCAAUGUUGUGGAUAGUUUUUUCUGUGAUCUGCCUCGGGUGAUCAAACUUGCCUGCACUGACACUUAUGUCUUGGAACUAUUAGUCAUUGCAGACAGUGGACUGCUCUCCUUGUUCUGUUUCAUUUUUCUGUUCAUCUCCUACAGCAUCAUCCUGACUACUGUCCAGCAUCGCUCCUCCAAGGGGUCUUCCAAGGCUUUGUCUACUCUUUCAGCUCAUAUUACAGUGGUUGUGCUGUUCUUUGGACCUUGCAUCUUUAUCUACGUAUGGCCUUUCAGCAGUGUCUCCAUUGAUAAGGUCCUCUCUGUAUUUUAUACAAUUUUUACUCCACUUUUAAACCCACUCAUCUACUCAUUCAGGAAUAAAGAUAUGAAGAAAGCAUUAAGAAAAAUAAAGACCCAGUAUGUCAGUUCCAGAUCAGUUUUUUAGCUGAAAUGUUAUAAGCACCAAAAACAUAAUUACCCUGCCAUCAUCAUUAUCAUAGCCAUCAUUAUCAUCAUCCAAGGACAUAAGGUGUAUGAUUUUUUUAUCAAACAGAAAUCACGUUUUGGGAAAUGAUAAUCUUCCUCUACAUGCAAUAAUAUAUCCUGAUUUGUCCAUCAAAGUACAAACCAUUCCAAUACAUCAUUACUUACAUGGUAAUUAUAAGGUUUUUUUAAUAAAUUUAAUCGUUUUAAUUUAUUAUGUUUGAACCAUCUGAAGGCACAGCAGUGAAACAGACAUAUUGUCGUCAACAGAGAACAAAACUGAGCAUUAGAAAUUAUAACAGACUUGCCACAGAAAUUGUAAUUAUUGGACCCGAAAUCACAUGCUACACAUAGCUCCAAAAUAUAUGCAUUCCAAACUAAAGAUAUUUAUCCCGUACCUUGAAUAACAUUCAAGAUUUUUUGUUUUCUUUGCCCUCCUUUGGAGGACAAAGUUCCGAAUAAAUAAAUCUUUCCAACAAGAAGGUAGAAGAGUCUUCCAUUAAUCCUGAAGUAAAAACAAUCACCUAGACAUUUCAGUGUUCUCUCUGAUGCUAUUAUGGAUCACACUGAUUCAGGUGCAUCAGGACUGUCGUUUUACAAGAGCAUGGUAAAGACCACAUCUGAAACAAAAAUUAUGUGUUGUAGCACCUCAUCGCAUUUGCAUAUCGAGUAGUAAAAAAAGAGCAUUACAUAACCUAGUUUAAAAAAAAUCAAUUGCUUUCACCAAGUAAACAGUUACCGUCAUUAGAAAUCCUGAUGAAAUCACAAGAAAAUGCAACAGUAAAAUAAGGGAACAACCAAGGUUAACUGAGUUUUUUUUCUUUUUUAAUGUUUAUGUAUUUUUAUUUAAUCAGCAUUUAAUCACUCACUGGUUGACACACAUCUGGGCUGUUUGUAGUUUUGGCUGUUACAAAUAAAGCUCAUGUGAACAAUUUUUGCCAAGACUGUAUGUAAACAUGCUUUUAUUUCUCUUGUAUAAAUAGCUAGAAAUGGAGUGACUUACCUAUUUAGUAGGUGAAAUUUUAGCUUUUUAAGAAAGAGCAAAACAGUUUUCUAUAUAGUGUUUGCACUAUUUAACAUUCCCACCAAGGGUGUAAAGAAUUCCAGUUCCUCCAUAUCUGUAUCAACACUUACUAUGAUUUUUUUUUUAAUUCUGACGUUCUGUGUGUAUAGGCAGGUACCUCACUGAGGAUUUAAUCUGUAUUCCCCAAAUGUCUAUUGAGCAUCUUUUUAUGUGGUUAAUUGCUAUUCAUGUAUCUUCCUAGAUUGUUUGCUUAAAUAUUUUGCACAUUUUAAAAAAUGGAUCCAUUGGCUUACUGUCAAGUUUUGAAAAUUCUUCCUGUAGUCCACAGACAAGUUCAGAUUUAUGCUUUAAACGACAGCCUCCAGUCUGUGCUUUGUGUUUUCAUCCACUAACAAUGGCUUGCAAAAAUCAUAUAUUUUUAAUGUUGAGGAGAUUCAAUUUAUCAAUUUAUGUGCUUUUUGAUUGGACUUUUGGUGACCUUUCUAAGAAAUUUUUGCCUAUCCAAAAAUCUCAGAGGAUGUCCCAUGAAAAUAUUAUAGUUUUAUGUUUCACAUUUAGAUAUGUGACAAACUUUCAGCUAUUUUUCUAAAAUAACUUGUUAGAUUCUCAGAGGCACAGCAAAUGCAAUGUAAUUGCUACACAAAAUUCUCAUCAAUUCUCAUG